Linum trigynum is the source of this 5455-nucleotide messenger RNA. Lineage: Eukaryota; Viridiplantae; Streptophyta; Magnoliopsida; Malpighiales; Linaceae. The record is from the annotation of a GenBank genome assembly.
GAUUAUCUCUACUCUCUAGUUAAGUGUGAUUCUGAAUGAAGGAGGGACAGGAUUCACAAAAUUAAGGUUGAGACUUGGGUGUCGUUGUGGGAGUUGGGAGAGUGGUCGAAUGGGUUGUUAACACGUAUUAACAAGUCGGUUGGGUCCACUGUUUGGUCCGGUAAACCGCGGUCUAGACCAGCCUAGACCAAGAGAUCAAAACAUAAAAUAAUACAGAUCAUUGACCAGACCAGACCAGACUAUACUUAACAGUCUACGAUCCAGAUGAAACUGUGCGGUACAGUUUGGAUCACGGUUUUUCUAACGUUCUGGUCUAUUUUCCCAGCCCUACACUUCACACCAAUAGCUAACCAAAUGAAGACAAAUAAGUAAUCAACCUUUGUGCUUAAUUGAUUUCUCGCUUAUUAGCGUCGUUAACACGUAUGAACUGAUCAUUAAUCGCUAUGCUUUAAUUGACUUCAAACUCGUAUUAAUUAACUACUAAUCAUCCCCCAUACUGACCUUAAAUUCCACACCCAUUCUCCCUCCGGGGCCGGAGGAAUCCAAUGGCCGUUCCACUAACACUCCCUAAAGCGACAUUUUGAAAGGCCGUGAGACUAUCAUUAACCCAUUCAUCCACACAAACACAGCAACCCGUGGGAGCGUGUUUUGGGUUUUGUCGUGUGUCCCUUUUAGGACAUGCCUGCAAGCUGCAAUCAUGAUGUCUCUCUCUAUCCCUCCCUUCCUCUUUCUCUUCAGUGCAGAAUCCUGAAUUCCCGAAACUACCCCCCAAAGACCCACCACGAUCAAACCUCGUUGGCUGUAGGGCUGCAAAUGAGCCAAGCCGCUCGCGAGCAACUCGGCGUUCGAAUCGGAAAAAACUCGUUCGACACUCGACUCGUUAUUUAACAAGCCGGCUCGCGAGCCAACUCGUUAGUUAACGAGCCAAGCCUGAGCUAGACCAUGCUCAGCUUGAUAAGCUCGCGAGCUAGCUUGAUUCGGUGGCUUGUCGAGCUAAGCUCGCGAGCUGCCUUGUUUUGAGCUUGUGGAAGGAUGAAUUACUCUUUUAAACAUGAACAUUGUCUUAUAAUACAGAUGUGUAUGAAAUUUAGAUGUUAUUUCUAGUUUCUAGUGUUCUUUCUAUCAUUUAAAUUCUUAUGUUUAUACAUUUUUCCAGCAAAAAUGAUUUUAAAUCGAGCUCAUCUUGAGCCGAGCUUGUACUCAGCUUAACAAGCUAUGUUAAUGAGCAUUUAUCGAGCUCUACCGAGUCGAGCUCGAGCUAGAUUAUUUUUAUUCAAGCCGAGCUCGAGCUCGAGCUGGAUUAUCAAAAUUCGAGUUCGAGCCGAGCUCGAGCUGAAAAAUUAAUAAACGAGCCGAGCUCAAGCUAAGCAAAAACUCGACUCGACUCGGCUCGUUUGCAGCCCUAGUUGGCUGUAGACGUAGCCCGUAGGACUGGGUUUGAUUAUGGGGCGUUAAUCAAUGGACAUUAAGAUAAGAUUAAACAAGAAGUGUAAGAAGAAAGCAAACUGUAUAACGAUCUUAAAGCAUUCAUGCACAUGGCCUAGCUGUCUUGUCUCUCCCCACUGGUCUGGACGAAAAUCAAAAUAUAUGUGUCAGUGCGCUUGCUGGCCGAUGCAGCAAGGUUCUUGGGUUUGGUCAAACUUCCCCCACGAUUCAGAAUUAAUGGAUUAGCUAAGCUAACUGAGAUUACAACUUGAAAAAAAGAUUCUGGAAUUUAGCAUUGAGUGCGGUUCAAGCCAAUCCGACCCACAUGGGGUUUCUUGCAUUUGCAUGUGUUUGUGUUGAGAUUUUAAGAUACUGAUCAAUUCGAUUAAUACGCUAAGAGAGAUUAAUCUCAAAGUUAAAGCGUUUUAACAUUAUUGAAUCUCGCGAUAUAGCGAUCUGAGUUUUAGAUGUAUACGAUGAUGUUUGUUUUAUAAAUGCACGAUUCGAUAACAUCAACACGCGCGUAAGGCGUAACAUACGGCACUGUCAGCAUAUGCUAGCAGAAUCAGAGACCUAGAGGCAAGAUUGCUUUGCUUUUAGGGUUUGUCCAAAUGUGUCAUUAAUUUACCCCACGCAUACUGUCGGCUCGACUGACUGACUGUCUCGGAUCGCUUUUUCAUUUGCCAGGGAGAGUAACACAAAUAAAGACAAGCAAAGGGUAAAUGAUACUUACUAGUUACUAGUAAUCAAGUUUCAAAACCGGAAAGAAGAAAAAGAAGGGCUUUCCGUUUUGGUUGGUUGGGGGUUUUCGUUUCUGGGUAUUGUACAAUUUGUGGAAAAGGUAGCGACUUUGGCUAACUAAUCAUAAUAGUGGGUUUCAUUCAUUCACCUGUUCUUUCGCGGGUAUCUGAGUGAGUGGUUAUGGUCCCCUGGGUCCAUUAAAUACAAUACAGCUCUCAUUUUUGGAAUCAUUACUGUGUAUUAAGUAUUUCUUUCCCCUUUCUCGGCCUUCCUUUUCUUCUUCCCUCUGCCAUUCUUCUUCCGGGAGGAGGAGAGUGGGAAAACAUUUUGAAGGGUUGACCUAAAAUUUGGUUCCCCAUCUCCAACCUGGUUCAAAGACCCCAACUUUGGUUCUGGGCUGUGGUCUGUGGAGUUUUCUCUUGAGUUUCUUUUGGGGGGGGGGAGCAAACGGACAAGCGGGUUCAUUUCUUCCGUUUUCCAAGUUCCAGACUUUUUCUCCUUUCUCGUUUUUCUAUGCGUCCAAGGCUGGCGAUAGUUAUUGGCCGGCAGAAACGAGAGGUGGAGUGAAGCUGGUACAUUCUUGACGCUUAGUCCACAAUCCGACGGUCUGCCGGACGGACGGGGGGGCUGUUGCCGUGAGUGGAGUGGGAAUAUCUUCCUCUAAACUCUUUGGCUCAGAAAACUUUCCCUAGAUUUGCAGUAGGUUUUUGUGCAUUGCUUAGCUUCUUUGAGGUAUCGGCCUGCCGCAAUUGUUGCCUUGGUAUUGGAGGAAAGGUAUCAACUUGUUUCUUCCCUGCAUUGCUCUGAGAGAUGGCUUGCAUGAAGCUGGGAUCUAAGAGUGAUGCGUUUCAGCGGCAGGGCCAGGCCUGGUUCUGCACGUCCGGCCUUCCAAGUGACAUAACUGUAGAAGUUGGGGAGAUGUCCUUCCAUCUUCACAAGUUUCCAUUGCUUUCUAGAAGUGGAGUUAUGGAGAAAUUGAUUGCAGAAGCUUCAGAAGAAGAAGACGAGAAUAGCAUCAUUCGCCUCCCAGAAGUCCCUGGUGGGGCUAAAACCUUUGAGCUUGUCGCCAAGUUCUGCUACGGUGUAAAGCUCGAGCUUACAGCCUCAAAUGUCGUGCACCUACGCUGUGCUGCUGAUCACCUCGAGAUGACCGAAGAUUAUGGAGAAGGCAAUCUGAUUACACAGACAGAGACAUUUCUAAACCAUGUGGUGCUUCGCAAUUGGAAAGACUCACUCAAGGCUCUCCAAACUUGUGAUGAUGACAUUCUUCCCUAUGCCGACAAACUAAACAUCACAAAGAGGUGCAUUGAUUCACUAGCCUCAAAAGCCAGUACAGAUCCCAACCUUUUUGGGUGGCCAAUGGUGGAGCAUGGUCCUAUGCAGAGCCCCGGGGGAAGUGUGUUGUGGAAUGGGAUAAGCACAGGAGCUAGGCCAAAAAACUCGAGUUCAGAUUGGUGGUAUGAGGAUGCGUCCACUCUGAACUUGUCUCUCUACAAGAGGCUGAUUUCUGCUAUGGAGUCUCGUGGUAUCCGGCAUGAAAUAAUUGCUGGAUCCCUUGCCUCCUAUGCAAAAAUGUACCUACCUGGUCUCAAUAGGCGUGGUCAAGGUGCUGCCUCUACUGACUCUAGCUCGCGGUUGGUAGCUUUGGGAGCUCCAGCUUCAGAAGAAGAGCAGAGGAAUUUACUGGAAGAGAUCGAAAGAUUGCUACCAAUGCAGAAGGGUCUAGUGUCCACCAAAUUUCUCUUCGGUCUACUCAAAACAGCAAUGAUUCUGAAGGCAGACAGUUCGUGUUUAUCGAGUUUAGAGAAGAGGAUAGGCAUGCAGCUUGAUCAAGCAACUCUAGAAAAUCUUCUGAUGCCUAAUUUCUCCCACUCCAUGGAGACACUUUACAAUGUCGAUUGUGUGCAGCGGAUUGUGGAGCAUUUCCUCGCCAUGGACCAGAUGAUUAGUGGUGGUGGUGCUUCUCCUGGUGGUUCGGUUGAUGACAGUCAGUUGAUUAUCGGAUCGCCAUCUUUGACCCCAAUCACAAUGGUGGCGAAGUUGAUCGAUGGGUACCUUGCAGAGGUUGCUCCUGAUGUUAAUUUGAAGCUCCCGAAGUUUCAGGCACUUGCUGCAGCUGUUCCUGAAUAUGCCAGGCCCCUCGAUGACGGCCUCUAUCGUGCUAUAGAUAUAUACUUGAAGUCUCACCCGUGGCUAGCUGAGUCAGACAGAGAACAACUGUGCCGGCUGAUGGACUGCCAGAAGCUGUCGCUGGAGGCGUGCACUCAUGCUGCACAGAACGAGAGGUUGCCCCUAAGGAUAGUAGUCCAAGUCCUAUUCUUCGAGCAGCUUCAGCUCAGGACAUCCAUUGCAGGUUGUUUCCUAGUCUCAGAGAAUCUCGAUGGGUCGAGACAGUUGAUGAGGAGUGGGCUAGCAGGAGCAGCAGCAGGUUCAGGGGAAGGAGGAGGAGGAGGCUGGGCUUCAGCAGUGAGAGAGAACCAAGUCUUGAAAGUUGGGAUGGACAACAUGAGAAUGCGGGUAUCAGAGCUCGAGAAAGAAUGCUCCACGAUGAGGCAGGAGAUCGAGAAACUCGGGGGACGCCCCACCAAACCAGCUGUCUCCGCACCUACUUCGUCUUCUUUGAGCGCUUGGGGGAACAUGUCGAAGAAGCUCGGGUUCAGGAUGAAGUCGCAAAUGUGCAGCGCUCAAGAAGGGUCCGUGAGCAACAACCAGACCCCGAGUAAUAGUGGGAGCGGGAAGAUGGAGAAAGCAAAGCAAAGGCGCCCAAAGCACAAGAACAAACUUGCUCCCUGAUGGUGUUAAGGUAACCAACACUCAUUUGUAACUCGAUCUGUUGAUAAUAAAGUCAGUCUAGUGUUGUUGGGGAUCUGACUCUAUCGAUUGUUCGGAGAAGGUGAAAGGGCAAUACCUUUGUCUAGUUGUUCCCUCCUUGACGUUCCUUCCUUCCUCCAUUCUGUCUAAUUUGUAGAUGUUUCGAACUUGUCAGGAAUAUGUAAUGCACUCUUUGUAAUGGUGGUAGUGGAUCGUCGAUGAAUGUUGUUGUAGUUCUCGUAAAGUUGCGGUGGCGUGAAUGAUCUCAUUCAGUACUCGGUAGAGCUCUUCGCUGGAGUUUCUCGCUGCUACGAGCGUUUAGUUGCAGCGCCCAUAUGCACGUGGGAAUGCAUUUUCUUCAGCGUUUGCGUGAAAGUUGCUCUCAAAGCGAUCGCAAUGAAGGUUGUAACUUGUAAGGCAUGACUAAAGAACUGAAACCAAUAAUUCGGAAGUUAAAAAGUAAAUAGAAUGUUGAUCA